UUCUGUUGUUGAAGGAGAGCUUUGGUGGAGUCCUCCUCUUCUUCUUCCUUUUCCAAUGAAUAAAAUUAGAUUUUUUUUUUUAAUGUAAUCUCAUAGCAUCUCAAGAAGCAAUUAAGCCUUUUUGUUUUUAACGAGGAAACUAUAUAUUAGGAAGGGUUGUUACAAAACGGUUCCUCCAUGAUCCUAAAAUGAAGCACGUAACUGAGAUUGUCCCAAGAAACAAAAAAAAAAAAAGAGUUGACGUGGCCAUUCAUUCCUUAACCAAGCACAGAGGAAGAAAGAAAGGAGCGAAACGAGUUCUGAAGAAACCCAAAGCCAAAGUGUGUCUCUCUCUAAACCAUGUCCAUGGCUCUCGUGACUCGAAGCCGGACCACGUGGCGCCUCCCUCACCGGAUAGUUUCGGCGUCGCUCCACAGCGCUUCCUCCGGCCACGGCACCGCUCCCACUUCCUACUGUGCGCCGCCGCCGCCGCCGGCGUAUUCAUCCCCCGCGGGCAUCUCGAAGCCGGCGGAGUUCGUGAUCUCGAAGGUGGACGCCCUCAUGAACUGGGCCCGCAGGGGGUCCAUCUGGCCCAUGACGUUUGGGCUGGCCUGCUGCGCCGUGGAGAUGAUGCACACGGGCGCUGCCCGCUACGAUCUGGACCGCUUUGGAAUCAUCUUCAGGCCCAGCCCACGCCAGUCCGAUUGCAUGAUCGUUGCUGGCACUCUCACCAACAAGAUGGCCCCUGCUCUUCGCAAGGUUUAUGAUCAAAUGCCUGAACCAAGGUGGGUGAUCUCAAUGGGAAGUUGUGCCAAUGGAGGUGGAUACUAUCACUAUUCUUAUGCUGUUGUUAGAGGAUGUGACAGGAUUGUUCCUGUUGACAUAUAUAUUCCAGGGUGUCCUCCAACUGCUGAGGCUUUACUCUAUGGCCUCCUCCAGCUGCAGAAGAAGAUCAAUAGGCGCAAAGACUUCCUCAUGUGGUGGACCAAGUGAAGUCCAUCAAAUUUAUUUCUUGCAUGGCUAAUUAAGCUAUAUAUGUGUGUUAUAAUAAGCAGCAUUUGGUAAUAAUAAUAAUAUAUUUUUUUUUGGAAAUUUUCUGAAUUUCUGGUGUAUGUAUGCUGAUGUAUAAACCUAUGGAAUAAAUGAGACAUUUCA
Messenger RNA from Cajanus cajan (pigeon pea), 1134 nucleotides. RefSeq lists its product as uncharacterized. Lineage: Eukaryota; Viridiplantae; Streptophyta; Magnoliopsida; Fabales; Fabaceae. Gene Ontology annotation, molecular function: NADH dehydrogenase (ubiquinone) activity; quinone binding; 4 iron, 4 sulfur cluster binding. Gene Ontology annotation, biological process: aerobic respiration; mitochondrial respiratory chain complex I assembly; electron transport coupled proton transport. Gene Ontology annotation, cellular component: respiratory chain complex I. The record is from RefSeq and is a predicted model, not a curated record.